Gastrolobium bilobum is the source of this 908-nucleotide messenger RNA. RefSeq lists its product as uncharacterized. Gene Ontology annotation, cellular component: membrane; endoplasmic reticulum; nuclear envelope. The record is from RefSeq and is a predicted model, not a curated record. The transcript has 4 exons. Gene Ontology annotation, molecular function: glutathione peroxidase activity; glutathione transferase activity. Lineage: Eukaryota; Viridiplantae; Streptophyta; Magnoliopsida; Fabales; Fabaceae. The coding region runs from base 87 to 539 and encodes 150 amino acids.
AUCGCUUCGAAAACUUGCAACACACCGAACCGAACCCAUUAAGCUUUAUCUGAUUCAUUCAGAAAUCACAACCCCAUCAACCGAAAAUGGCCGUACUCAUAGAAUUGCUGCCAAAAGAGUAUGGCUUUGUGGCCAUCGUUCUCGUUCUCUACUGUUUCCUCAAUUUCUACAUGGCCGGUCAAGUGGGUAGAGCUCGCAACAAGUACAAGGUGUAUUAUCCCACCCUUUAUGCUUCAGAAUCCGAAAACAAAGAUGCCAAGCUCUUCAACUGCAUUCAGAGAGGGCACCAAAACUCUCUUGAAACGAUGCCCAUCUUCUUCAUGCUGAUGAUUUUGGGAGGGCUGAAGCACCCCUCCAUUUGUGCUGCCCUUGGAAUACUUUGCACCGUCGCUAGAUAUUUCUACUUCACAGGCUAUGCAACGGGCGAACCCAAGAACCGUCUCACGAUGGGGAGAUCUUUUUUUCUGGCGCUGCUGGGUCUCAUGCUGUGCACACUUUCAUUUGGAUGGACUCUUCUCAAUCAGCCUGCUAGCCCCUGAUUUGGUUGUUACUGUAACUUUUCUUUUGUCCUACCCUCUUGAUCAUGUAGCGUUUGUUGAAUUAUUAAACAACGUAGGCCAAAGGAUUUGGAAUGAAUAAUGUAGUUUCAACUUUCAAGUGUGUUUUGUUUUGUGUUUGAUUUUCUCAAUAGCCUUUGUAUUACAAUAAGGUCAAGUUUGGAGUUUCUGCCAGGGGGUUUGAAUAUGGAUUACUGUUUUUGCCUAUUCUAGUAUUCUUCAAUCAGAUAGCUAGAUCUAUCAUUCCUCUGUUUCUGGUUUUAUAAAGUGGGUGGAUUUUGGGUUUUAAAUUCUCUUAUUGGGCUCUGUUUCCCAACUGGGGCAAGUUGGAUUGAAAUGGGGAGCACUCAU